Molecule: messenger RNA, 1404 nt
Organism: Ceraceosorus bombacis
Lineage: Eukaryota; Fungi; Basidiomycota; Exobasidiomycetes; Ceraceosorales; Ceraceosoraceae
Source: the annotation of a GenBank genome assembly
AUGGCCCUCACAAGUAUCGCAGAAGCUGGACCCAGAAAGAAAGAAAGAGAGGAUCGAAUCAACAUACUGCACGCACCUAUGACGGAUUACAAAGCUGAGGAUCAAGGUCUGCUGCUCGUCUUUUCCGAUCCAGGCAAGCAUGUCUCCUUGGAAGAAUUUCAUGGUGAGAGUCGGUGCAAGCGCGAACGUGCGUCGCGUGGGGAUGUUGGAGGUCGCUGAGAAAUGGUGUUGGAGUUGACAGCGGGAUGCACGGGUGGGUGGGGGUGUAUGCGCUACGCAAGGGCGGCAAAGCGAUUCACUUGCGUUCCAGUGCUAGCAAAUACGCAACGGGUCGUGUGGGACGGCAAACUCAUCUCUUGGCCACACUGAGCUGACGUCCACUGCUACGUUUCGCCUUUUCGACCAGAUUGGUACGACAACGAGCACGUGCCACUUCGCACGAGUCGAUUCGCGGAGUUCCUGAGCGCCGCGAGGUACAGCGUCUCCUCCUCCGUGUACAGCGAUGGCACGUCCCACUCCCCCGCGGACGCGGAUGCGAACGCGAGCAAGACGUUCGAUUCUCGCUGGGCAGCAAUCUAUUCCAUCAGCUCCAACGACAUUUUCAAUCAGCCGAGGUACACCUCACUGAGAGCCAAUCGGAGCGAGAGAGAGGCAAAAUUGAUCGGAAGGAUCGGAGUGCUGGAUCGAAGGAUUUACAGAUUGGUUUGGGAUAGCGCUCAGGGUGCAAGCGCCUCUUCCGCGCCUCGACCUGCUGCGCCAGAGAGCUCGUCGCAUGCUGCACCCAUCGUCGUGCUCACUUCGGUACAUUUGGCCUCGUCGGAGAAAGCUAAAGAGUACGAACAGUGGUACGACGAGGAACACUCUGCUUUGCUGGCUAAAGUGCCGGGCUGGAAGAGAACCCGUAGGUUCGAGCUGGUCGAUGCGGUAAUCAAUGGCAAAGAUACGAUCCAUGGCGAUGGGGAUAGAGUACCGAGAAUACUCGCAAUGAGCGGUGAGUCCUGGUCGCACGCGGAGACGGGAAUGAGCAGGGAUGGGUUUUGAACGUUUUAGUGCGGCGCGAUGAGGAGUAACAAGAAUCCGACGUGGCACGGCAAAGAUCAGCCGUAGCGAUUCAGCAUGCACUCGGUCGGUCCUGUCUCUUUUCGGCAUGCACUCCUGACUUCUGCUCGUCUAUCACUGCAACCACCGACUGACCCUUUGGCUUGCUUGCUGCGGAUGCGUCUCCCAUCAGAAUAUACCAACCCUGCCUUUGCUUCGUCUGCCGAAUUCCAACACGCAACGUCCACACCCUGGCGGAACAAGGUGAACUCGUCGGAGUACAUCGUAACCAGAGAAAGGAGGGUCUGCGAGAUUUACAAAGCUUGGGAGCCCGAGGCUGCGCUCAAGGCUGCGGAUCAGCUUUAG